Molecule: messenger RNA, 2557 nt
Organism: Haliotis rufescens (red abalone)
Lineage: Eukaryota; Metazoa; Mollusca; Gastropoda; Lepetellida; Haliotidae
Product: transient receptor potential cation channel subfamily V member 3-like
Exons: 2
Coding region: 184-2385 (733 amino acids)
Biological process (GO): calcium ion import across plasma membrane
Cellular component (GO): membrane
Molecular function (GO): monoatomic ion channel activity; protein binding
Source: RefSeq, a predicted model, not a curated record
GAAAGCUGUUGUUCAAUAUUAGGCAAAAUCAUUAUUACCAUAGUGACAGCAAAACAAAAUCGUCAUUACCCCAGUAACAGUAAACAAGUUGCGCCAUGAGUAUAACUAACCAUCUGGAAACAGACCUCGGCUUAUAGUGUCCACUGGCUGGGACGCACAGAAACAAGGGUUAAAACGGGAAAGAUGGCACGGAAAAGUAGAGAUUUCAUGUUGCACUUUGUGCGCGACUUAAUGGACAAGACUGUGGACGAAGCUGACUUGAUUCACUCUUUACGCCAGAUCAUGAGAAAGGACAAGGCGAAGAACAAAGACAAGGGUAAGAACAAUGACAUACUGUCAAGCUAUAGAUAUAAUGAGAAGGAGAAGAACAAGCAUCAGAAAUUAUUAACGUCAGAUUCAGGAGAGUCGGUGCUUCAUAUUGCCGUCAGCUGUAGAAGGAAUAGAGUUGCCGAGGAAAUAGUCGAUUGUAUUCCAAGUUUAAUCAACUGUGAGAGGAAGGACGAUGACUACCGUGGACAGACGCCAUUCCACAUUGUCAUUGCCAUGGCCCACAGUGAAACUACUGGUCAGCAAAAAUUACUGGAACACAUGAUUAAAAAACUCAAACGUGAAGAUGAACAGAAUGAUAGUCAUCUGCUCAAAGAGGCGAUCGAACGUCGAGUUGUAGGAAAGAAAUUAAGAGGUACUGUGAUGUUAGGAGGGACACCGUUGUCCAUUGCUGCUUUGAAUCAUAACGAAAAUAUAGUUGACCUUCUCCUGGAAAAUAAAGCUGAUCUUUUAGGUUCAAACAGUUUUGGGAAUACAGUUUUUCACUCGUUGGUCCUGUACGUAUCUUUCUAUCCAGGAAAAGAGAGUGACAUCCUCAACAUGUUUGACACGUUGGCACGAAAGAACAAACAGCAUAAAGGUUUAAAGUAUAACAGACAAUAUAUACAACGAGAAAAUGCUCGUAAACAAACAGCGCUCCAUCUUGCUGCCGAGUUGGGUCUGGACAACGUGUUUAAACACAUUCUUGAUAUGGAAGAUGCAUACAAGUUCUUCACUAGUCAUGACGGUGUUUUUGAUAUCUACGAGUGUGAUAUAACAGAGAUUGAUAAGGUAACCUGGGAUGAGGCUGUUCUGCAGAUGUCACCUGACUACAGGAAUACAGACCACAGAGCCGAGGGGCUGGCAAAAGGCAAAGAGGAUUCAGGAAUAAAAACCUAUUGGAAGAGAUUGAGACAAAAUACGAACCAGAGUAUUUUGGAAAUCAUAUGCAGUUUGAAGACAACGACGGCUUAUGCGUUUCUGAACGCCUACACGGUCCAAGAAGUGGUGUACUUAAAGUGGCAGAAGAACUGGCAUUACUACUACAUUGGCCUCUUUCUUCACCUGUCACUGAUGAGUAUCCUCACCUGGCAUUUAGAUCUCAAAGUUGAUGCCAUCCUGGAUCCUGACCCGGCGCAGAAGCAGACCUUGAACCUCAGGGUUUUGAACAUCAUCUUUAUCGUCAUAAGUCUCCUUUAUGUAAUUCUAGAAAUUCACAGGACAUUCUUUUCGUGGCAACCAUUCCAUAUAACAAGACUGCAUCACAAUGGAGUAUACAGGUGCAUAUUUGUGCUGUUUGGUUUGGCAUUACUGACAGACGCGUCGUGGAAUGUUGUAACUGUUACAAACAACUACUGUCUGGUGAUAGCAUUGAUCCUUGGUUGGUGGUCAACAAUCUUCUUCCUCCGUGGAAUCUCACCUUUCAGCUACGUUACUCUUAUGUUACAGAAAGUCCUUUUUGGGGAUAUGCUGAAAUUUAUACCAAUUAUUUUCAUAAUGAUGAUAGCAUUUACAUGUGCAAUGUACAGUUCGAUGGCGAUAACUCAACCUGACGCUUUUGGGAACUUCUCUACAAGUCUAGUGACGAUGUUUAAACUGAUGACUGGUCAGGCAGAGAUAGAUGGACUUGAGGGAGCAUCACAGCAUGGGUCUAUCCCAGUUUUUGUCUUCUCUGUGAUAGUCAUCCAAAUAUUCCUCCUCAACAUCCUCAUCGCCAUUAUGUCCAGGACAUGCGAAAGUGUUGAGAAUUCAAAUAAACUGUUGUGGCUACAGAGAUUGUCCAUUGUCUUAUUCAUUGAAGGUAUACUGCCUAAAUGUCUGAAGAAGGCCAUGGGGACAGAGCAAAAGACAGAUUAUGGCAGUACGAGAUAUCUCCUCAUAAUUGACCGUUUGAGAGACGGAGACUCAAUGUUCAACAACAUGUUUGAAGAAAAUGGCAGUUUGAAUGCUACAUCACUGCGCAACUUUAUAAACAACCGUAAAAUAGGGGAGGCAACAACACUCCCUGGCACAAACCACAAUCCCGGACCACAAACUAUCCAGCAUCUAUAUAUUGAUGACUAUUUGAAGAGUACAUAAAUAAAUGAAGACAUCAUCGUAAAAGUGACAAGCCACAUACGAAGUGUAACUCAGGAUCAUUGUCAAAAACCUAUAUAUGGCUAAACACAUGAAGGAUCGUGGACUUCGUUCAAGUAAAGGGUACAACCAAUUGCCUUUUAAACAACCGUUAAUGUUCGGCACAUUAUAAAAA